Solanum lycopersicum (tomato) is the source of this 2703-nucleotide messenger RNA. Its product is annotated as two-component response regulator-like APRR1. Gene Ontology annotation, biological process: phosphorelay signal transduction system; cytokinin-activated signaling pathway. NCBI's taxonomy places the organism in Eukaryota, Viridiplantae, Streptophyta, Magnoliopsida, Solanales, Solanaceae. Gene Ontology annotation, molecular function: protein binding. The record is from RefSeq and is a predicted model, not a curated record.
GCCAGACGACACCAAAUUCUACCAAAAAGACUAAUCUUUUUUCUGACCGACUCAGCUGUCUGCAUGGACUUUUUGUUAAUUCUUUAAUUUAAUAAGAUACGAGAACUCACUGAGUGGCAGAAAAAUUACAUCGCUACCGUGCACCGAUUUUGCUAACGUGCGCCGACCAGUCCGUCAACGGGGAUAUAUUACGUUUAUAUUUUGAUUGGUGAUUCCGAGUUCCGACCGGUAUAUAUCGGUCGGCGGCUGACUUGGUGAAACAGAAAUGGCCGAAGUUUCUAGAUUGAUUGCUCUGCUUUCUUGUUGUACCGUGCUCAGUGUAACCGUCUGUUGCUAAAUGAAUUGGAUUGGAUGACUACGUGAUCAGCAAGAUGAUGCUGUGCUGAACUGACAGCCAUAACUUUAAUUAUUGUAGUUUUUUGAUCCCUGUAGUGGAGCGGGAAGUAAUAGUAAUGGAAGUUCUUCAAUAACAGUUUUGGGAGAGCUAGGGUUGUAUUAGAACCCUAAUUUUUAUUUUUUUUUGUGUAAUGGUUAUGGAGAAGAAUGAGACUGUGAGGACAGGGGAUGGGUUUAUUGACAGGAGUAAAGUUAGGAUUUUGCUGUGUGAUAGCGAUGCCAAAAGCUCGGAGGAAGUUUUUACUCUCUUGUGCAAAUGUUCUUAUCAAGUGAUAUCAGUGAGGUCACCCAGACAGGUGAUUGAUGCAUUGAAUGCAGAAGGACCUCAUAUCGAUCUCAUCCUUUCAGAAGUUGACCUUCCUAUGUCUAAAGGAUUUAAGAUGUUGAAGCACAUUAUGAGGGAUAAGCAGUUGCGACACAUUCCAGUGAUCAUGAUGUCAUCGCAAGAUGAAGUCUCUAUUGUUAUUAAGUGCCUGAAAUUUGGAGCCGCUGACUACCUGGUAAAGCCUCUCAGAACUAAUGAGCUAUUGAACUUGUGGACACACAUGUGGAGAAGAAGGAGAAUGCUCGGACUAGUAGAGAAGAACAUCAUAAAUUAUGACUUUAAUCUGGUCGUAUCAGAGCCCAGUGAUCCCAACACAAAUAGCACUACUCUUUUCUCGGAUGAUACCGAUGAUAAGUCAUGGAAGUGUGUUAAUCCAGAAAUAUGUCCCUCUACUAUGCUGCAAGAAGAAGCAAGAUGCAAGUCUAAUGCUUCAACUGAUGCUGCUCCCAUAGAGACUGCGGUUGUAGUUCCAUUUGAACAUCCGCCUAAUGCACCAGGAACUGAUGAUCAAAGCACAGGAGAAAUUUCACUAUUUCCUAAGAAGAGUGAAUUGAGGAUAGGUGAGUCUUCCGCCUUUUCUACAUAUGUCAAGUCAAGCUUGCCGAAAAGCACUGGCCAAAGCCCAACCUCUAUCCGUGGAAGUGUGCCUCAGCAAUUGGGGAUUGAAGAAAACACUUCAUUGGGAGGACAUGAACACAUUGAUUCGAACAUACAAGUCACUGGAGAUGUAGAAAGUCACUUGCAAGGUGAUGGCUAUGACAAUAUUCCAACGUCUUUUACUAUCGAGAGGUCAUGUACUCCCCCUUUAUCACAGGAAUUUCCACACCACUGGAACUCAAAAAUGGAGGAAUUCUCUCAGGUGCAUAUGCAUCUCAAAAAUGAGGCUCAGCAUGAUGUUUCCAGUUUUCAUGCACAAACUCCUUAUCCCUAUUAUAUUUCAGGAGUAAUGAAUCAAGUCAUGAUGCCGUCAACUCAAAUAUAUCACGAGAGCCUGCAACAUCUCCAUAAUCAUGCUAAUUCAGCUAUGUUGCCUCAAUACAAUUAUAUGCCGCAAUAUCCUCAUAUGCAUGGAAUAUCAUCAUAUCCUUUCUACCCGAUCGGCAUGUGCUUACAACCAGGUCAAUUGCCAGCAGCACAUCCAUGGCAUUCGUUUGGCAGUUCAUCUUCUGCCGAAAUCAAGGUGAGCAAAGUUGAUCUUAGAGAGACAGCUUUGAUGAAGUUCAGACAAAAGAGAAAGGAAAGAUGUUUUGACAAGAAGAUUAGGUAUAUUAACCGGAAGCAAGUAGCAGAGCAGAGACCGCGUUUGAGGGGACAGUUUGUAAGGAAGGUCAAUGGUGUGAAUGUAGAUGUCAAUGGGCAGCCUUCUUCAGCAGGCAAUGACGAUGUUGAAGAAGAGGAAGUACAAAUAGAAUAUGUGGAUUCUUCACACGAGGAUGAUCUGUGAACAUGUCAGUUGAUUGCAACUUUGUGAUAGUUCUCUUGUAUUAUCAGAAUUCCCUGGGACGGAGAUGUACUAUAGCUCAUGGAUGAAUGCAGAAUAACGCCUUGAUCUACAUGCUCACAAAUGGCACAAGCUUGCUUUCAGCUGCCAAUCAAAGGCACCUGCGAUCUACAUGCAGCAUCGGGGUGCAAUGAGAUUGACCUGCUCCCUAUCGCUUUCAUUCCUGUGAUUUUGAGCUUUAAGUGGAUACUCUUGAGAGCACCCUGGACAUGAGAUCUCAUGUGUGGCAGGUACUAUGGUUUUGCCAUGUUAUGUUAUGUCCCUGGAAGUAAAAGUUGUUAGAUCCAUGUUCGAACGAGGGAAGUAGAGCCACAAUGCACUUUGACAGUGCAAAAAAGUAACGAGAUCACUGUGACAUUCCCCCUGAGGGAAGUUUCAUGAAGUUUACCAUAUGAAAUUAAAUGUAAUAGACUGAUCAUAUAGUAAUCUUCUGACACUUUGUUGUAAUGAUUAAGUUCAUAAUGCAACAUGUUAUUCAGCA